Messenger RNA from Adineta ricciae, 1626 nucleotides. The record is from the annotation of a GenBank genome assembly. Lineage: Eukaryota; Metazoa; Rotifera; Eurotatoria; Adinetida; Adinetidae.
AUGACAUCGAAUGGUGAACCACAACCAACAUCACAUGUUGAUGAGACUGGUUUGGAUGAUUUUGACAUUGAUAAAUUUAUUUCGAGCUGCUCGGUCUUUCCGAACCCUUCUGAUAGUGACAUUUCAACCGAUCUUCAGUUAAAUAGCGAUAUCGGUCAACGUAGCAUCAAUACUUUGAUAAAUGCAGCUAGUGAUCCUCGUGUUACGAAUACUGCCGAAACGCAAUCAUUUCAAACACCAACUAGCGCCGAUGAUUUUUUUGACAUUCUUGAUGCUUGUAUAAACGAUGAACAAUUUCAACAAAGAUUGCUCUUCGAACAGACUGAUGUUGCCGAGAUUCUCGCAUCACAACCAGCAUCUGUCGGUGUUGGUAGUUCACCGGUUGAAGCAAAAGAAAAUGAUAAUUCGUACAAUGCACAAGCUUUUCUUGACCAACAACAAAAUAUUUUCCAGACAGCGGCAUCCUCACAAAAGAAGAAGAAUCGACAACCAUCGACAACAACGUGUGCUGGUCCGAUUGAUGAGUAUUUAGAUUACAGCGGUUGUCAGCCCUGUGCUUCAGUACAGGUAUACAAUGAUUAUGUAUAUCAACAACAAACCAUCGAAUACGAUACAUAUGAGACGAAAAAGAUCCAAAUCAUGGCCCAGCCACGUCAAAAGUAUCGUCCUCGAACGCAAAACGAAAGUCGAAACUCAUCACAUUAUGUUCGAUGUGAAGAAGGUGUAACACCAGAAUAUCCAACCAUAGCAAUUCCAUCGGAGUGGAAUUUUCAAGCAGAUGUUAAUUUCAUUGAGAUCGCUUGGGUUGGCAUCGAUAAAGAAAUGCAUCCGUAUACAUUAUACAACAAGAAUAGUUUACCCACGCUUGAAGAUCACGUGAUGAUCUUUAAACAACACGAACCGAACAUACUCUAUUUUCGGUUGACGAACGAAGAUUUCCGUAAUGGGUACAAAACAUUUAUGCUUGAAUUGAUUAAAAGCAAACAAGAUGAAGUCAUUACUAAAGAACUAAUAAAAGCGCGACAAUUGGACCAGUCAAUGCUUCGUUUCACACGAGUUUUUCAAUUGGGAAAAGGUGAUUACCAGCGCGAUGAAGGUAGUGUGGAAUAUUCGAGCAUUAUGAUGGAAGCUUACGGGGAUGUUGACAUUGAGCAUAUGGGACCACGAUGUGGGCCGAUGAAAGGACGGGAAAUGUUGUAUAUGGUUUUCAAAGGCCGUUUUUCCAAGGCUGAUUUGAGAAUUGAGAUAAAUGAACCAGUUACUGGUUGGCGCCAUGUCGUGACAAGCUUUACAAAAAAUGGCAAUGUAGUCUAUUUUCUCAUGCCCGCUUUUCCUCAUCCGCAAUUUGACACGAUACGGGCAAAUAUCGUCGUCUUCUGCAAAAAUGAGGAAUUAACCCAAACCAUAUAUCUAUACAAAAAAUCGUUGGAUGAAGAAUUUGCUGAACUUCGCCUGAAUGAUUCAUCACCUACAACAACAGAUGAAUCGUUGCCGUCAUCAUCAUCAUCGUCGUUCUCAGACAGCUUCAAUCCUUUUGAUUUUCUCACGGGAACCGGUAUACUUGCAAAUACGGCAACGCGCAAAUCACCGACUACCAAACGUACAACGAAACGUUUGAUUCACUAA